Messenger RNA from Lemur catta (Ring-tailed lemur), 2104 nucleotides. RefSeq names its product kelch domain containing 3 (gene KLHDC3). The coding region runs from base 825 to 1991 and encodes 388 amino acids. Lineage: Eukaryota; Metazoa; Chordata; Mammalia; Primates; Lemuridae. The record is from RefSeq and is a predicted model, not a curated record. Gene Ontology annotation, cellular component: cytoplasm. The transcript is spliced from 10 exons. Gene Ontology annotation, molecular function: chromatin binding; protein binding.
AAGCAGGGCUGGGGGAGGAUGCUGAGGAAACCAGUGGAAGAGACCUGGUGGCUGGAGGAGGCACUGAAGGAAAUUGGAAGGAAGACUGGGUUAUGAGGAGAACGGGGAAGCUGAACAUAAUGGAAGCGGAGAGAGGUGGAGGGUGGUGUCUGGCUUUGUGGGGGAUGGGAGGCUGGGGUGUCUAGAAGAAAACAGGGAGAGUCAUAUUCAGGGAAGAAUGUAUGUGGUCAGUACAUGUUAGUUUUUCUUCCUUUAGUGGAGGUGGGAAAAUGGAGGGCUGUCGGGUGGAGCUUGAAGUGGGGGGAGAAAAAAAUGGGAAAACUGCAAAGCUUUCAGGAGAUGAAGAAGGGCCAGAAAUGGGGAGUCUAAACUGCAAGAGACCAGAAAGAAGGGUAGAUACAUUAAGGGAAUCGAAAAAGCUUGAAAAUGCAUUAGUGAUGGAGGAUCAGAGAGACCCAGAGAUAAAAGAAGCCCGUAAGACCCUGGGGGCUUUUUCUCCUUGAGUUUGAGUUGUCCUUAUGGAGGAGAAACUAAGAUUUUUUUCUUCACCUUUGGUUGGCAUUGCUUAUCUCUUCUGUGCGUUUUUUUAUUUUACCAUGACCUAUCGGAAAGAGGGGGAGAAUAGAGGCUAUGAGGGAAGAUGAAGGACUUCAAUUCUUAAGCCUUUGGACCUCCUAACUGUGCCCACAAGCCCAGAUCCAAGAUAUUUUGGAUUGAGAGCAGAAGUAAUGAAGUGAGAGUAGCUUCCUGCUGGAAUUAUUUCAGGUAGCAGAGGCAGCAGGCCGUGCCGGGGGGGCAUGUUGCUGUAACCAGUGGCCCAGGGGAUGUUACGGUGGACAGUGCACCUGGAGGGCGGGCCCCGCAGGGUGAACCAUGCUGCAGUGGCUGUUGGGCACCGGGUAUUCUCCUUCGGGGGUUACUGCUCUGGUGAAGACUAUGAGACACUGCGUCAGAUAGAUGUGCACAUUUUCAAUGCAGUGUCCUUGCGUUGGACAAAGCUGCCCCCAGUGAGGCCCGCCAUCCGCGGACAGGCUCCUGUGGUCCCCUACAUGCGGUAUGGACACUCAACCGUCCUCAUCGACGACACGGUCUUCCUUUGGGGCGGGCGGAAUGACACCGAAGGGGCCUGCAAUGUGCUGUAUGCCUUUGAUGUCAAUGCUCACAAAUGGUCCACACCCCGAGUGUCAGGAACAGUUCCUGGGGCCCGGGACGGACAUUCGGCUUGUGUCCUGGGCAAGAUCAUGUACAUUUUCGGGGGCUACGAACAGCUGGCGGACUGCUUUUCCAAUGACAUUCAUAAGCUGGAUACCAGCACCAUGACUUGGACCCUUAUUUGUACAAAGGGCAGCCCUGCACGUUGGAGGGACUUCCACUCAGCCACAAUGCUGGGAAAUCACAUGUAUGUCUUUGGGGGCCGUGCCGACCGCUUUGGGCCAUUCCAUUCCAACAAUGAGAUUUACUGCAACCGCAUUCGAGUCUUUGACACCAGAACUGAGGCCUGGCUGGACUGUCCACCCACUCCAGUGCUGCCCGAGGGGCGCCGGAGCCACUCAGCCUUUGGCUACAACGGGGAGCUGUAUAUCUUUGGUGGCUAUAAUGCAAGGCUGAACAGGCACUUCCAUGACCUCUGGAAGUUUAACCCUGUGUCCUUUAGCUGGAAAAAGAUUGAUCCGAAGGGGAAGGGGCCAUGUCCGCGCCGGCGCCAGUGCUGCUGUAUUGUUGGUGACAAGAUUGUCCUCUUUGGGGGUACCAGUCCAUCUCCUGAGGAAGGCCUGGGAGAUGAGUUUGACCUCAUAGAUCAUUCUGACUUACACAUUUUGGACUUUAGCCCUAGUCUGAAGACUCUGUGCAAACUGGCCGUGAUUCAGUAUAACCUGGACCAGUCCUGUUUGCCCCAUGAUAUCAGGUACAGCAAGUGGCUGGAAAGGAGGGAUUGGUUGAGGAUAAGUGAGCAGCACAGGCAUGACCUGAUGAGCUUGGUCUCACUGUGAAGGAGACAGACGUUUUUAUUCUGCUGGAGAUGUACUUGUGGGAAAUGAGAUGCAAAGAGGUGAAGUUACUGCCGUCAUAUGAUAAAAUUGUCAGCUGGGUGAGUUAUAUGAAA